Nothoprocta perdicaria is the source of this 2958-nucleotide messenger RNA. It is a transcript of the gene PELI1, whose product is annotated as pellino E3 ubiquitin protein ligase 1. Bases 123 to 1379 code for a protein of 418 amino acids. Lineage: Eukaryota; Metazoa; Chordata; Aves; Tinamiformes; Tinamidae. Gene Ontology annotation, biological process: regulation of Toll signaling pathway; protein K48-linked ubiquitination. Gene Ontology annotation, molecular function: ubiquitin protein ligase activity; protein binding. The record is from RefSeq and is a predicted model, not a curated record. The transcript has 7 exons.
GUAAAUCCAAGUGGAAGUGCGGUUACAAUCUUGCGGUUCUCGGACCGGGAAAUAAUGAAAAAAGCGUGCCACAGCUCUUGAUCAGAGACCUGACAUUUGAGAAGAAGUCAUUAGCUAAGCCCAUGUUUUCUCCUGAUCAAGAAAAUCAUCCAUCAAAAGCACCAGUGAAAUACGGUGAAUUGAUCGUAUUGGGGUACAAUGGGUCUCUCCCAAAUGGAGAUAGAGGAAGAAGAAAAAGUAGAUUUGCUUUAUUUAAAAGACCCAAGGCAAACGGGGUGAAGCCUAGCACUGUGCAUAUUGCCUGUACCCCUCAAGCAGCAAAGGCAAUAAGUAACAAGGACCAACACAGCAUCUCUUACACCUUGUCUCGGGCCCAGACAGUAGUGGUUGAAUAUACCCAUGACAGCAACACAGAUAUGUUCCAGAUUGGUCGGUCAACAGAGAGUCCUAUAGACUUUGUCGUGACGGAUACAGUUCCUGGAAGUCAGAGCAAUUCAGAUACACAGUCUGUGCAGAGCACUAUAUCAAGGUUUGCCUGCAGAAUCAUAUGUGAGCGGAACCCUCCUUUUACAGCCAGAAUAUAUGCUGCAGGAUUUGACUCCUCCAAAAACAUCUUCCUUGGGGAGAAAGCUGCAAAGUGGAAGACAUCAGAUGGGCAGAUGGAUGGCCUGACCACAAACGGAGUUCUUGUUAUGCAUCCCCGCAACGGAUUCACUGAAGACUCCAAGCCAGGGGUGUGGAGAGAGAUAUCUGUGUGCGGAAAUGUGUUCAGCCUCCGUGAAACCAGAUCAGCUCAGCAGAGGGGUAAAAUGGUGGAGAACGAAACGAACCAGCUCCAAGAUGGCUCUUUAAUCGACCUCUGCGGAGCAACGUUGCUGUGGCGCACGGCAGAAGGCCUUGCCCGCACGCCCACCGUCAAACACCUGGAGGCUCUAAGGCAAGAAAUCAACGCAGCGAGACCUCAGUGUCCCGUGGGAUUUAACACCUUGGCGUUUCCCAGCAUGAAGAGAAAAGAUGUCGUAGAUGAGAAGCAACCCUGGGUGUACCUGAAUUGUGGCCACGUCCACGGCUAUCACAAUUGGGGAAACAAGGAGGAGAGAGAUGGCAAGGAUCGAGAGUGCCCCAUGUGCCGCUCCGUGGGUCCCUACGUGCCUCUGUGGCUGGGCUGUGAAGCGGGAUUUUAUGUGGACGCGGGACCUCCAACUCACGCGUUCAGCCCCUGCGGACAUGUGUGCUCGGAAAAGACAACUGCCUACUGGUCCCAAAUUCCUCUUCCUCAYGGUACUCACACGUUUCACGCGGCCUGUCCCUUCUGUGCACAUCAGCUGGCUGGUGAGCAAGGCUACAUCAGACUCAUUUUCCAAGGACCUCUUGACUAACACACGUGUCAGCAAGGACUACAGUAAACUGAUAAGCUACGCGAUUCUGGCUUUUAAACUCUUUCGUAUUCUCUGGGCUUUGCUGGUUUGCAUUAAGAUGAAGAAUUUGGGGGGGGUUGUUAAAACAGCUAAAUCCCUCUCUAUCAAGAAAUGUCUGGAAACAAGAGUUGGGGGGAAGGGGAGGACCUCUUGCUUCCGUAGGUAACGACCAUUUCUGAAGAGGCGAAGGAAGCGUCGAGCGAAAUUCAAUGCCUUCGGUGUAAUGGUUUUGAAUUAUGUGCCCAUGAUGUUUGAAAGUUGUUUCAUUCUUUUUGUAUAUGGAGGGUAAAUAGUUCCAAGAACCUUAGUUUACAGCUUGGAUGCAAACAUUGUAAAAUAUAACAUGUAUAUUAACUCUUUUCUAUUUAUCUUUAUUAUUGAAAAUACCUAGAACAUUUAGAGUAGCAUGGUCAUAGUGUGUUGCAUCCAACAGCUGAAUGUGUAGAGUAGUUCUGGAUGGAGAUGGAGAUGAGACAGAAACGGUAGAAAAAUCUUUUUUAAUCUAAAAUACCGAGUUCUUAGAAUAGCUAAAAUGCUUUUGAAACAAAGCUAAUGCAAGUUAUGAUGGCAGGAAGGUGUGCUUUAACCACGUGGAAGGUAGCGAAGAAGGACUUGUUAAAAUGUCUUUUGGUAGGACUGUACUUGAGAUCUGGUUAUGAGAGAGUAUUUACCAGACUCCUUGAAUAUGCAACUUAGUCUAGAUUAAGGGUUUUUUCUCCCUUCAUGCUAACACAUGUCUUUAUUUAACAUUAGUGACGUUUCUGAGGGGGGGUUCAGUCUUAAACAGUGGCGAACCUGGAAGAAAAGGCUCAUUUGUUCCUCGGGUCUAGGGGGGAAGAGGAGGCACCAGAAAGGGGACCCGUCCCCACGUGUUCUGCGCUUGCCGGGCCCCUGGCAGCCCAGGGGGGCUUGGCCACACGUGCCCAUCGGCGGUGGCCUCGGGCAGCGCGUCCCGUGCAGCGCCACCGAGACGGUCCCGGUGCCCUCCUGCCGCCUCCCGCGGCCAGCGCGCUGCAUCCAGCUCUGCUGCUAAGUGCUCCAUGGCAAAUGCACAACCUGAUGCUUUAGCAUCCAGUUGAACACUUCUUAGACAGCCUCAUAUUGUUGGGUUUUUCUUUCCCCAGAUAUGUACUGUAUCAUUGGCGGUAGCAAAUUUCUGUACUUAGAGCAUAGCUUUAAUUUUUCUUUUCAAAGCUGUUUGAAACUUCUCCUGGUUUAGAGAGACCUGUGUUGCUUAGAUGUCAUGAAUUAUUUACUUUGGCUGUCAGUUGUUUCUCCAUUAAAAAAAAAAAAAAAAAGUUAAUAUAUAUUGUUUGGUUCACUCAGGAAAUGCAUGUGUCAGGAAACCUGUAUUAUAAGUUCAGUUAGCUGUCACGUACAAGUAACUGCUGUUACUCCCUUUUCAUAGAAAUAUAACUGAUUUUAACAUUUUCCGGAUUAUAUGCAUUAAGUACUGAAACUUAUGCAGCAAGAACCCCCUGUAUUGUAGUUGUUCUAAUCAUUUUAUUCAGACUAUAUUAUACUGUAGUUUAAUUUUUAU